Eurypyga helias (sunbittern) is the source of this 1550-nucleotide messenger RNA. RefSeq names its product neutrophil cytosolic factor 2 (gene NCF2). Gene Ontology annotation, cellular component: NADPH oxidase complex. The coding region runs from base 6 to 1550 and encodes 514 amino acids. The transcript has 15 exons. Gene Ontology annotation, biological process: phagocytosis; superoxide anion generation; respiratory burst. The record is from RefSeq and is a predicted model, not a curated record. Gene Ontology annotation, molecular function: protein binding; superoxide-generating NADPH oxidase activator activity. Lineage: Eukaryota; Metazoa; Chordata; Aves; Eurypygiformes; Eurypygidae.
GCACCAUGUCCCUGGUGGAGACGAUCCGGCUGUGGCAAGAAGGGGUGUGUGCAGCGGACGGGAAGGAGUGGAGGGCAGCCCUGGAUGCUUUCACAGCCGUCCAGAACCCCCCUGCCAAAAUCUGCUUUAACAUCGGCUGCAUCCACCUUGUUCUGGGGAAGCUGCCCGAGGCGGAGGAGGCGUUCACUCGGAGCAUUGGCUGUGACAAGCACCUGGCCGUGGCUUAUUUCCAGCGGGCAACCGUGUUUUACCGAAGGCAGAACCAUGAAAAGGCCAUUGAGGAUUUCAAAGAGGCACUGGCCCAGCUGCGAGGUAACCAGCUCAUCGACUACAAGAUCCUGGGGUUGCGGUACCGGCUCUUUGCUUGUGAGAUACUCUAUAACAUCGCGCUGGUGUACGCCACGACGGAGGACUGGAAGAAAGCUGAGGAAUACCUGACGCUGGCCGUGAGCAUGAAGAGCGAGCCCCAGCACAACAAGAUUGAGAGGGCGAUGGACGCCAUCCUGAAGCAGAAGCUCUGCGAGCUGGUGGCCAUUCCAGCGGGAAAGCUGUUUAGACCAAACGAAAAGCAAGUGGCUCAGCUGGAGAAGAAGGACUACCUGGGAAAGGCUAUGGUGGUGGCAUCCGUGGUGGACAAGGAUGAUUUUUCAGGAUUUGCUCCACUCCAACCACAGGCCUCUAGUCCUCCACCCAGGCCCAAGACCCCCGAAAUCCUCAGGGCCCUCGAAGGGCAGCCGCACCGCGUCCUGUACGAGUUCACCCCCGAGACCGCUGAGGAGCUGCAGGUCCUGCCGGGAAACAUCGUCUUUGUCCUGAAGAAAGAGAAGGACAACUGGGCUACAGUGAUGUUCAAUGGGAAGAAAGGGAUCGUCCCCUGCAACUUCCUUGAGCCCGUGGAGCUCCAGAACAAGCUGCACAUCCAGGAAGAAAUCCCUCUUGAAGCCGAGAUCCCAGAGCCACCCAGCUCCACCGCCCCCAAGAAGCCCCGGCGGCCAGCACCAGACUACGCUCCUGCUACGGCCACACAGCCCAGAGACACAGCAAAGGAGGCCGAAGCAGAUGUCUCCAGCUCCCACGUCCUCAAGGUACAUUACAAAUACACGGUUGCCCUGCAAGUUGAGCCAGGCCAUUCCUACACAGAGCUCCUGGACCUGGUGUGCAAGAAACUGGAGCUGCAGCCUGAGCACACACACCUGAGGUACAGGCCUGCGGAGAGCCAAGCACUGGUGACUCUGAGCGUGGAGAACCUGGAGGCAGCUUGGAGCCAGAGCAAGGACAACUGUCUGACGGUCUGGUGCGACAUCACGGAGGGAGAGGGGUUUUUAGCGGACAGCAAACCAGAGGAGUCGCCGCAGGAGGCAACGCCAGAGGAGCCGGGACCAACCCAAGUUGUAGCGCAGUACAAUUACGAAGCCACCCAGCCCGAAGACCUGGAGUUUCAGGCAGGAGAUGUGAUACUCAUUUUAUCCAAAGUGAAUGAAGACUGGUUAGAAGGCCAGUGCAAUGGGAAGAUCGGCAUCUUCCCAUCCGCUUUCGUUCAGCAGUCUUAA